AUGUCCCUGUCUCCAUCCACCUCCGAUGUGGAGAAAAACUCCGUUCGAAAACCGAGUCUGGACUCGGAUGCCGAGGUCGAAAAGACCCCCGGCGUGAUGCUGGACACCCAGAUCAUCGACGAGGCCACCAAUACCCGCAUUCUCCGGAAAAUCGACCUCUGUCUCAUGCCGCUGAUGAUGUUCAUCUACGUGGUCCAGUUCAUGGACAAGAGCACCAACUCGCUGGCGUCAGUCAUGGGAAUGCGCCAGGAUCUCGGCAUGAAGGGCGACGACUACUCGUGGUCCGGAACCGCCUUCUACAUUGGCUAUCUUGCGUUCGAGUUCCCGGCCGUCUUCAUGCUGCAAAAGUUCCCCAUGGCCAAGACUUUGUCCGUGUUUGUGGUGCUCUGGGGCAUGGUUCUGUGCUGCCACGCGGUGCCCCGGUUUGGCGGCUUCAUCGCUCUGCGAACGAUUCUGGGCGUCCUGGAGUCCGCCGUCACCCCGGCGUUUGUCAUUCUCACCGCCCAGUGGUACAAGCGAGAGGAGCAGUUUCUGCGAACGUCCAUCUGGUUUGCUUCCAACGGCCUCGGUCUCAUUCUCGGCUCCCUGGUGGCCUACGGACUCACCGAGAACCACCAUCUGCCCAUGCACGGCUGGAAGCUGCUCUUUAUCAUCACCGGAGUCUUGACCAUGGCUCUGGGAAUCGUCAUCUUCUUCCAUAUUCCCGACGACCCCUCCAAGGCGUGGUUUUUGAACGAAGAAGAGCGAAAACUGGUGCUGGCACGAAUCGCCUCCAACCAGCAGGGCUUUGAAAACAAAACGUUCAAGAAAGAACAGGUUUGGGAGGCUCUCACUGACAUCCGAACCUGGCUCUACUUUCUCUUCUCCGUCUCCAAUAACAUCCCCAACGGAGGUCUCACCAACUUUUCCACCAUCCUGCUGUCUGAAACCAUUGGUCUAGGACCCACCCGAGCACUGCUCAUGCAAACUCCCCAGGGAGGAGUCGAGUUUGUUGGCUGUAUCUUCCUGGGAUGGGUUGUCCAGAGAACAGAGAGAAGAUGUCUGAUCGCCACCAUCGCUCAGGCCAUUGCCCUGGUGGCUUCUUGCCUGCUCGCUUUCCUUCCACACAGCCAGGGAGCCGGACUCUGUGGCCUCUAUCUCGUCAUGCUGUAUCCCAUUGGUCUCAUUUGUGUGCUGUCUUUGGUCGCCUCCAACACCGCCGGCCAUACCAAGAAAAUCAGUGUCAACGCCAUUCUGCUGAUCGGAUACUGCCUCGGCAACCUCCUGGGACCCCAGACGUUCCGAGCUGAAGACGCCCCGGCCUACACUGCGGCCAAAAUCUGCAUUGUCGUCUUCUUCGGCCUGGCUAUCGGCAUCACCAUGCUCAUCUGGUUUGUCAACGUCAGAGAGAACAGACGACGAGACCAGUUGUAUGGAGGCGACAUCACCGAAGCCGAGCUCCACGAGCUGCAGACGGCCGAUCUCACCGACAGACAGAACAAGCAUUUCCGCUAUGCUUUUUAG
Messenger RNA from Yarrowia lipolytica CLIB122, 1503 nucleotides. RefSeq lists its product as uncharacterized. Gene Ontology annotation, cellular component: plasma membrane. The record is from RefSeq and is a predicted model, not a curated record. Gene Ontology annotation, biological process: dipeptide transport; tripeptide transport; transmembrane transport. Gene Ontology annotation, molecular function: allantoate transmembrane transporter activity; dipeptide transmembrane transporter activity. Lineage: Eukaryota; Fungi; Ascomycota; Dipodascomycetes; Dipodascales.